AGAGAGAGAGAGAGAGAGAGAGGGACUUCUGGUGUUAUUGAUCCCGGUUCGUCACGAGGCUGAACGGGACGAGAUUUCCGUGGCGUCAAGUGCCCAGCCUUGUCCUUUCCGCUCCGACGUCAGCGGCAGCGGGCAGAAACGGCUCAAUGGGCAGUUGUUGGAGAGUCUCUAGAACAUACUCUCACCCAGGUCUAGAUCCAAUGCUCACAUGAGCAACAGACACGCAAACCACGUUACUUAAUAAUUCACUCUUCUCAAUCAUAGUCACGAUAUAGCCACUCUUCAAGCACCCUUGAAUCUUGGACUAGCGGCCUGCAGUGCAUACAAAAAUGAUCUUCGCCGCCAAUUGAUCCGCGACUCUCCGUCCCGCCUCUAACUGCGAAGUACCUUUUACUAUUCCUCCCCGACCUACAAGUCCCACAGUCACCGUUCACGAUACAGAAGCCGCCCAAAAUGACGACGCCGAACCGUGAUCUUCCUGCCACCUCUCCUCCCUCUUCCGCCGUGUCUCCGCGAUCGAGUAUGGACACGGUAUCACCGGCCAGUAGAACUCCGUCAUUGCGCAUUCCACCCUCCAUGUCCAGCGCAGCUGCUCAACACCGUCAGAGCUUCAAUGAACUCAGAGGACAUCCUCCUUCGCCUCGCUCGUCGAGACAAUCUUCCAUGUCGUCAUCGGCUGUGCAAGAUCUAAUAGACAACCCUCCAGCGAGACAGCCAGACCCUAGGUUUGCUGGACGCGAAUGGACAACAAUUAAAGUCAACGAGCUGGUCAAUGCCGACGACCUGAGGUUUGUGGACAUUGACACGGGCGUGGAAGCAGCUACAAAGGUCCUCGUUGAGUCCGGUGUCCCUGUUGUCCUCAUCCGCGAGAAGGCGGGUUCUCCUGUGAUCGGAACCUAUGAUUACCGAGACCUCAAUGCCUACCUGUUGCUAGUCGUCGGACUGGCUCACCCAGAUGAUGAACACGCCGAGGAUUUUGAACAGGUGGCGCAGCGGGCACGAGAAGGCAAAGCCAUUCAUCUACGAGACAUCAAAGACAUCAGCAAGAAAGAGCCGUUGACCUUCUUGAGCAAGGAGGCAAAUCUACUUCAGGCUAUUGAGACAUUUGGCAAGGGUGUCCAUCGAGUGGUGGUAAUCGACGAAUCUACACAAGAAGCCACGGGAGUACUGAGCCAGAGCAUGCUGAUCAGAUUCCUAUGGGAGAAUGGCAGAAGCUUCCCCGUCCUUGAUCAGUUGUUUACUCAGCAUCUUCGCGAUCUCAAGAUCGGGUCCAACGAUGUCGUAGCUAUCAACGGCGAUCAACCUCUCGCGGCAGCUCUCACGCUUCUCUUGAACGAGGGCGUGUCUUCUUUACCCGUCAUCGACCACAACCAAAAUGUUAUCGGCAACAUCUCCAACGUCGACGUCCGACUACUCACCAAGUCCUCCUCUCUACCUCUGCUGAAGAACACUUGCAUCCACUUCAUCUCCGUCAUCCUGUCCACCCGCGGUAUGUACGAGGGCAAAGACUCUUUCCCGGUCUUCCACGUCACUCCUCUUUCUACACUUGCACAUACCGUCGCCAAACUUGUGGCCACGAAAUCUCACCGCAUGUGGAUCACCGAGCCUGUGUCACCUAGCUCUUCGGGUCCGCCAACGCCAUCCCUACAAUCUGCGACACUUGUUCCAACAUCGAGCCACUCUUCUUCAGUGUCCUCAUCAUAUGCCACAACUCCAUCCGCCACAUCUACACCCUCCGACCCUUCUGGAACCACGGUUGUUGACUCCUCGCCAAAGACACCUUUCAUCGCCCCUUCAGGGCCCAGCGUCUCGGCUUCAUCAUUGCCAGGCGCACGCAUCUCAGGACGUCUCGUCGGUGUGGUGAGUUUGACGGAUAUCCUGGUUUUGUUUGCUCGCGCGGGUGGUUUGACCUCCGCGGUGGACCCGAAUGAGCUGCGCAUGCGACGAAGACGGAGCAGUUCCAGCAGUGUGCGCAAGAGUUUCGACAAUGGUUCUAGACCGAUGCAAGGCUCCAACUUGAGGCCAUAGCCCUCAGGCGACUCGUCAAGGAAGCCUACAGGUUGAACAGGAAAGAUGGCACGACCGAAGAUAUCGUAUGGCACUUGUUACUUGGAGACAAGAAUGGCUAGGAGACAGCACGAGGUGGGUUCCACGAAUUACCCCAGACUGGAGCUCGCAACCGUCGUGGCGGACAUUCUUUCGGGGUCUGUGUCGACUGAACUGGCUGGUGCGCGAGGCAUAGAGUCAACCCCUGGGCGAUCGUGAUUCAGAUCUUCUUUUUUCUUAGCAAGAAAGCCUGACAAUUGAUAUUUCAAUAGUUUGGCGUCCGGGGAAUUCGAAUUCGGACACUUGACUCGCCAUAUGGGCCAUCGAAGGAACACGGCUGUCCAAUACAUAGCCUUUAGAUACCCCUUUUUACUCCAGGUUACUGUACGUCGUACCUAGGAAAUUCGUGGACAAAAGACGUCGACCAAGUUACCUUAGAUCAAGAAUUUCCUUGUUCGAUCCACUCUCCCUUCGGUCUUUGAGACUUUAUUUGAUUUUUACCCAGAUCACGCUAUCACGCUAUCUACAAGUACAGUGCAAGUACAGGUGCAAGUGCAAGUAUAAGUAGUGCUCCUUUGGACGAGCCUUGUUGGAUUUUCGAGGCUAACGGUGCUGUACUCAUAUUUUGACCUGGUCUUGAAGUUUGAGUCUGAAGUGUCAAGUCUGAAACGCUGCAGUCCUGAAGUCUUUCCGUUCUUCUCUACUUACUCACACUUGUGAAUACUAUACAUUCGAAUGAAUGACAACAGUGCCUGAUGCGAAUACCUAAGGUAGGGACCGGAUCUAACUUACGGUGGACGACGAUGGCGAGCGUUUUGCCCAACGGUACUCUUUGACUCCGAAAAAGGACCAUAAGAGAAGGGGAAGCAGAU
This is a messenger RNA of Exophiala xenobiotica, 2918 nucleotides long. RefSeq lists its product as uncharacterized. Lineage: Eukaryota; Fungi; Ascomycota; Eurotiomycetes; Chaetothyriales; Herpotrichiellaceae. The record is from RefSeq and is a predicted model, not a curated record. Bases 454 to 2028 code for a protein of 524 amino acids. Gene Ontology annotation, molecular function: protein serine/threonine phosphatase inhibitor activity. Gene Ontology annotation, biological process: regulation of mitotic metaphase/anaphase transition; cellular response to glucose starvation. The transcript has 3 exons.